Truncatella angustata is the source of this 2332-nucleotide messenger RNA. RefSeq names its product beta-lactamase/transpeptidase-like protein. The record is from RefSeq and is a predicted model, not a curated record. The transcript is spliced from 2 exons. The coding region runs from base 406 to 2181 and encodes 591 amino acids. NCBI's taxonomy places the organism in Eukaryota, Fungi, Ascomycota, Sordariomycetes, Amphisphaeriales, Sporocadaceae.
CGCAUGUGAACAUCGUAUGAACUAUAACACGUCGAUGCAUGGUGUCAAUUUGCUCUUAGGGCUGAGGAAUCUUCAGCGGUCCUCUCUCGGAAUAACUGAAACUAAAUCGCACAGCCACUUCGCCAAAGUCAGCUUGAACGGCUGUGUGAGUUGCGCAGCCUUGGCCCCGCAGUGCGAGAUGAUAGGUCUCCCUUCGUCAACUUAAUCUCUGGAUGUCGUUAGAUGCCAUCAACAACAGUAAGAUUAAGCUGGCCAGGGGUGGCUUCUUCAAAGUAUGCACUGGUAGAGCUACAAUGGCAAAGACCAGGAAUGUUGUUUUCUAUAAGAGUCGCCGCCAGCGCUACCAUAAAGUUCCAUCCGGUCACUCGCUAUUCAUAAACCCCGAAUCUUUCAUAUAACCCGAAAAUGCGGUGUAAUCAAUUGUUCCAAGCAACUGUGUUUUCAGUGUUAGUCUCGCUGCCCAGCACGCUGGCAGCGCCGAAUCAACCAUGUCCCCUGCUAAACGCCUACUAUCCUGCUCCGUCCAAUUUGACGUUGAGUAGUCAUAUUGCAUCUGCUGUCGAGAGUUCAGAGAAACAGCUAUUGCAGGCUUUCAAAAAUGGGUCAUCUUUUGGUCUGUUAGACGCAAACACGACUGCGUUUUCUGUGGAAUUAUAUUCUCUUCAUAACGAUCAACCCUUGUUCACCUACCAUCAUACUCCCGAGCUCUUGAGCAGCCAACACACGUCUGGCGUUAGCACUGUCGACUCAAACUCGGUCUAUCGCAUUGGCAGCGUUUCGAAGCUCUGGACAGUCUUCAUCUAUCUCAUUGCUGCGGGUGAUAGUUCAUGGAACCAACCCAUCACAAAGUUCGUUCCGGAGCUCGCUGACAUCGCGCAAAAAAGACCUGCGUCAGACGACGGGAUCAACAAUGUAUCUUGGGAAACGAUCACAGUAGGAGCAUUGGCGAGCCAAAUGGCCGGGAUCAGUCGAGAUGCGGCCUAUUCUGGGGCGUUGGCAGCCGGUCUCGAAUCACUAGGACUCCGAGAUCAAGGCGGCAGUUCGCAUUCGACUUGUGGUGAUGCAGCCAGAUCAAUGCUCCCAUGCAAUCGUACAGCAUUCUUUGCAGAUUUCCCAACUCAGCAUCCUGUCACCCUCUCUUUCAAUACUCCAGUGUACUCGAAUGCUGCAUAUCAGAUACUAAGCUAUGCACUCGAAAACAUCACGGGAUCCUCCAUGGAACAGCUCUUCGCAGACUCCUUGGUUAAACCACUGUCCUUGAACGGUACCUAUUAUAACACCCCAGCAACAACGGACUCAUCCAUGAUUCCCAUCAACUCCACGAUUAGCUGGUGGGAUGGAAAUACUGAAGACGAGACGCCGGCGGGAGGGUAUUACAGCACACUCAACGAUAUGCGCGCCGUUGGGAGAGCAAUGUUGAAUUCGACGCUGUUAGACGCCGCGACCACUCGAAGUUGGAUGCAGCCCAAGGCGUUCACUUCCAACCCAGAUAUUGCGGUCGGUGCGCCGUGGGAAAUCAUCCGUGCACCCGGCAGUCCAGUUUCUUGGAUGUACACCAAGUCCGGUAACCUUGGUAUGUAUGCAUCUCUCGUGGGUCUUCUCCCAGACCUAGGUUUGGGGUUCACUGUGCUUGCUGCAGGAGAGCAUCCUACCACGCAAGUCUCGACGGUGGCCAGUAUUGUUACCGCGAACUUUGUGCCUGCAAUGUGGGACCAAGCGAAAGAUGAGACGGAGGCUACCUACGAAGGCACCUACACUGACGAGACCACCAACUCAACGCUGGCUGUCGCUGUCGCCUCUGACAACUCCGGUCUCAUCGUGGAGCAAUUCAGUCUAGGAGGUGAAGACGUGAUUGCUUUACUGGGGUCGAUGCUAGGAUCGCAGUUGACUAUACGGCUAUACCCUAUGGGACUGAGCGCAGCGGGAAGUAAUGGUACAACCCGAGUUUCAUGGCGAGCCAUCUUCACUCCAUCGUCAAAGUCGGCACAAACACCAUUCAAUACUUGCACUUCCUGGGGAACAGUCAAUCAGUAUAUAUACGGGGGGGUUGGAUUGGAUGAAUUCGUUUUCGUUCUAGACGCCAGUCAAGGGAAUGCCAUCAGCCUUGAGUCAAGUGUUGUUGGAGUGUCGCAGUCAAAGGUUAAGACUGCAACGGGCGGGGUGAGCAUGAUCAAGUGCUGAGUAGAAGUUUUGCAUCCUCGAAUAUGAAAAUGUGUGGAGACGAGUAAUCAGAAGAAAUAGAAUGCGACAAGGAAAUAAUCAAAUGUAAAUAGAAAUAACAUCCCCUGACUCGUGAUGAGUGAGUCAAAAAUUAAGCAGGUGUGCAAUUGAG